This is a messenger RNA of Cladocopium goreaui, 9306 nucleotides long. The record is from the annotation of a GenBank genome assembly. NCBI's taxonomy places the organism in Eukaryota, Dinophyceae, Suessiales, Symbiodiniaceae.
AUGUCGUGCCGAUGGCUGUUUGUCAAGACUCUCUGCCAUGGACUCUUCUGGCUAGGAUUCUGCCAUUGCAUCCACGACGGCAUGCUGCCGUUCGGUGAGACACUACUGUACGCAAUUCUGAGUCACAUGCUGUGCACCGUGUGGCCGACGGUGGUGGACGCUGCAGUCACACGAAUUGCCAGGGUGCUUACCAAGAGAGCGCGUGGCAGCAAGCCCUGCCGCCGGAUCAAAGGCAGGCGGUACAAACCAUGCCGUGGCAGACGGCGGCAACGUCGCAGGAAGAAGGCAUGGACUCGGUUGUGGCAUUGGAGCCGGAAGCUCCGCAAUCGACUCGCCCAUGCGCUGCAUGGUAACGGACCUGGGCCAACCGAUGCCAGUAGCAACAGUGGAGCUGCAUCCGGCAGCAACAAUGCAACGGAACAGCCUGAAGCAAGCUAUACUGUAGAAGCACGUGCCCAAAGGUUGCGGAGAGUGCCGGUCGACAUCCCCGGCGAUGGGUGGUGUCUCCUUCAUGCCGUGAGCUGGUACUUGGAACGGCACGAAAGCCACGAGCCAGAGUGGAGCGUGCGGAAAGCGGCGGACACAUACGCGCAGGCAUUGGAAUUUCUAGUCCAGCAAUUCGACGGCCCCAGUGCCGCGGACAUUAACAUUGCUUGCAUGCCCGACCAGCCCGCCGAGCUGGAACUGCAUCGCCGAUUCUUGGAACGCCGGGGCAUCCUCUUGCCUGAUGAACUUCCGCAAGGGUUGCUCGUGCUUUGGAGCAAGCUGACAGCAGUGUUGGAAAUGCCGAACAUGCUGGAUAGCAUCCAUCAUGGCACCAGCGUGGAGGUUUGGGCACUGACAAAGGCAUUUGGCUUUGAAGUGCUUGUCUGGAGUACAGACGUGGAUGCUAACUACUGGAUUGCAACGAUGGAGCGAGUCACUGACGCGGAAGCGAUGCGGCUGGCUGAGCUGCACCCGCAUGCCUUGCACCUGGUGCACCAACCCAUGGGUCACACCGGACACUAUAGCUUGCUGUGGGAAGAUAGGCCACCCGCUUCGGUGUGGCAACCAACACCAUGGUUGCAGAUAUGGCACAGGGAGGGAGCACGAGCCUUGCAACAGCAUUUGGGUAUGAUCCGCGUGCAACCUUCGCGGGUCGAGCCGGCAGAGCCACCCAACCAGCCGAAUGCGGCGCCUGCCACCGCAGAAGCGGCGCCCGAGCCGAGCAAGCCGAUGGCAUCCAACCAAGACCCGUGGCCCGCACCGGCCACGCCACCUUGCAGCAGCGGGUCCGAAGUGGGCUUUGCUGACACGGAAAGUGUCGUGUCGUGGAAUUCACACCAAUCCAGUGAAGGCUCUAGUGCCGCACCUAGCCUGGUGCUGGAACCAGAGCAUGCAUGGUGCACGCUGGAAGAUCAACUUUGGGAACAAAUUCAGACCAUCAGCCGACAGUUUCGUACCAAACCUUUGCUGCCACCAUCCGUACCACACGUUCCGGUCGAGUUAGCCGACAGCAUGUCCGGCGUCCCGUAUCCAGCCUGCCACUGUGCCUUUGAAGGUUGCACGUGGUGCAGCGACGCACAGCCGUGCGUGGACGCAUUGCUCUUGAAAGAUCGAUGGAUUGUGCAGGGGGUCACUUGGCACUGCAGCAGCGGAGCCUGCUGCAACGACACCGCUGCCUGUCUGUGGGCGCAUUUGCACAGCCAGCAUGCACUCGCCUUUCAGCACUGCCCCGGAGAUCUUGUGAGUUCGUACAUCGCAGCCUUGAAAUGUGUCGAAGAGCAAUCGGUCCCGGCCGUUGGUUGGAGUGUGGAUCGUCGCACUUUGCGACGCUUGCAUGCUGAAAGACAAGAAGAGCAAGCCGUUGCUCUCAUUUGUGCUUGCUGUGCCGCCGUCCUGCCCAGCGGACCGCGCAGCGACAUAGGGUACUUGAGCGUGGAACAGAUCUUCGAAACCUUGACACCCGAGAGCUUCCAACAGAAUUGGGAUUUGAUGCAAUAUCGCACGUCCUAUGGCUCCCAUGCAGCCGUCCAAAGGCAACUCCACGGAGCCGAAUGGCAGCGGACCUUGCCACAGACAUUGUUCAAUGGGCAGUCCAUCCUGUGCUGCCCGGAAGAUCUCCGGUGCAGCGCCUGCCCUGCAAGUGGCAUGCAGCUCUGCCGCCAGUGCGAGCUGCCACUGUGCCGAGCCUGUUGGAAACGAAUGCGGCAAGGUGCAUUUAGUGGCAUUCCGUCAGCCCUCUGCAACGACAACUUUUAUGGCUAUCCGGCCGAGCUCCUCUACCAACAUCGGGUGCGGUGGAUAGAGACAGCGGCUGCUUCGCCACUGUGGACUUCCAUGGUGAGCUUUUACCUCGAAGCAGACCGCGGGCACGUCUUAGAGGAGCCAGUGCAUCGAGCCGAGCACAGCCUGGCCAUCCGCGGCAACAUCAGCGCCGUGAGCUUGCCGUGGGAAGAGAUCUACGGCCACUUCGCACAGAUGACACCCCACGAUCGCAUUGCAACCUUGCCGCAUGCGCUGCCUGCCUUGCGCGCAAUGGUGAAAGUGACGGUGAAGGGCAUGCGGCAUGCUGAGCUCGUGGAGUGGGUAGCCGGCGCCCACCUUAGGCCUCAUGUGGUUGUUGCCCUCUUAGAUCACUUAGUGGAUAUACACCAUCCCAUGUUCGCAGCCUAUGACGGCACGCCAGCCGAACUGAAGCAGCUGUUCCGAUCCAAAGUGCAGCGGGAGUAUGGCACAGAAGAAAUUUGUCCAGUCACCGUCGAAGAGCAAGCCGACUUAGCUGGUGCAGCACCCACUCCAGCUCAGACAAAGAAUGCAACCCCAGAACCCGCAAACCUUCCACAGUUUGGCGGGGAAGCCUUCUUGGGCAGCAGCCGACCUCAAGUUCUCAGCCCGGAUUAUACCAGCAGCCAGGCAGGUGACACGACGACCCAAGAAGUGACGCGCCUUGCUCAGGUCACGCCCAAGGUCACCAUCCAGACGGGCACAGAGUUUUGGGACCAGUGGCAGACCGAGUACCUUGCCUGGGCCUUCCCGUUCAGCGUGCCAUCCCCCGUCGGCGGGCCGGACUUUCCAAACAAGGAUCGUCCGCGACGCAAGGCCGACGCAGCGGUGCUGGGGCCAGUCCCACACCUGCGCUCCUUAGCCCGGCGCGUCGAGUCUUCGCUGCGAAACUCUUGGGAUUUAAUUUCAGGCCUACGUCGGUUGACGUUCAAAUGGCAUUCGGUUUGCCAGACGCCGCUGUACCGCGCUUGGAAACCCAAGACAGAUGUCCUCCAAGCGACACCGGCGCAUGAAUGGGUUGAGGCGGCCAAAGCCUUGUAUCAAAAAUUACAAAAAGGCAAGUAUUUGACAGCCGGCAAGACGCUGAAGCCAAUCAACUACGAUGCCCGCAAGCUAUGGUUUGCCGAAGGCCUCACCCCGCCCGAAGCCCAGCUGCUGCGUGACAUCCGGCACACGCAAAUGACCUUGCCUGGAACAGUGGAGGUCCGGCGACGGAUUGGCCGUUUUCUCUUCGGAGCACGGGUCGAACUCGGAGAACCCAUCUUCAUGACCUUAUCUCCCACGACGCGGCACAAUGCCUUAUGCUUGCGACUCUCGCGGUACCGACAGCACGACCCGGGUGCGGGGCCGCUUUCUGGAAAGCACAUGCCACGCGUGUGGGAAGAGGCCGAGGUGAUUGUGCCAGUUCCUGAGUACGAGACGCGCCGGCAGACUACCGUUCGAGAUCCCUGGGCCGUCGACAUAGCCUUCCAAUGCAUGGUUCGUUUUGUGUUUGCGGAGCUUCUCGGUAUCCGCAUGUGCUUCCGCUGCCUCAAUUGCAGCUGUCGCGAUGCCCUCGGACAGUCGACACACCCGAUGGGAGGCAUCCUUGGCCUGGUGCUCGGCUUCUGCGGAGCCAUAGAGUAUCAAAAAAACAGCAACCCCCAUUUUCAUGCAAAUGUGUACGUCGCCACGGUGUGGCAACAGCCUCUAAAAAAAUUAGCCCAAAAAAUACAAGCUAAGGCCGUUACCUUGGAGGAACUGUUUCGGUACCAAGCCUGGCUGCACAAUGAAAGCCACUUCAACCUCGAACAGCAUGAAGCCCUCUUUCCAGCCUUAGAAAAAAAAUGGAUGCAAAACUUCCCUGGGACGGAGCAUGACCAGUUAUGCCUUUGGCCGGCCUUCGUUGCCACAGACACCACGCCUUCGCCGUGGCUGCCCCAGUCUGCCGACAGCAGGCCGCUCCGCGUAGAGCGUUGCUCAUCGCCGGCCCAUGCCGCGGAAUCGCAGAGCUCAGGUGCCCCGCCUGCCGCAGCGAACCCAGAGGAUCUCCAGACAGACGCUAUUCAAUACCGGCAGCGCUACCAGACCGCGGUGCAAGUGAAGCUGUCACACCAGCAACACCAUAUGCACACGUGGGAUGCCAAGCACAAGUGCCACGUGCCGCUGCCUGCUUGCCAAAAGAAGGACGCGCCAAACAAAUGCAAGCAUGGCUUUCCAAAAACCAUCUGCGACGUGGCGCGCGUCGUGUGCCGGGGGAAUGCUCGCAAAUUUCGUCAGAGUACGGCUGGCAGACGAAAUGCACUUGGCUGCGUCCUCAAUCCACGUGACAACCAAUGGCUGUCGGGCACGAUGCAUGCAUUUACCCUGAUGUUCAUGGGCAACAGCCAUACCGGCAUCAAUUUCCGCAUCCCACUAUUGCCGGAAACGCAUGACCCGGCAUGCGAGCGCAACUGCUUGGAAACUACCACCUUGCAGCGCCUCCAACGGCUGAUGCAGCACGCCGCGAAAAAAGCGACGCAAUACUUCACAGGAUAUUUGCAAAAACCCCAGCCAUUGGGUCGGAAAGAGCUGCAACAAGCCGCCAAGCACCUGUCCUAUCUCGACAUUACCCCUGCCAAAGGCGCGGAGGCCAAGCACUACCGGAAAGUGUUGCAUCGAGUGUGCGGUGACUUGGAAUUUCGCUGUUCCGUCCGCCCCCUGACGGAAGAAGUCAUGUUGGCCAGUUUUUGGGACGGCGACGAACCCACGUCAGCCGAAUGCAUUCGCUCCUUUGCCGUCGUUCCCUUUGUCGGCAGUGCAUGGGUGGCCCAGUACGACAAAAACACAGAAGUGCGACAUCGGGUCAAACCAAGUCACCACAGACAGGUCCAACUGGGAGCCAGCGAGCUCUAUGGUUGGCGCGGCUCUGAUCCACGGCUCAAAUAUCUAAGCCCUUGGGAAUUCACUGCACUUUGGGACGUGCGACGUCUGCAGCCGCCGCAAAAACAAGGCAGCGAUCUCAGUGCCUGGCUCCCAGGACGCGGCGAAGGCCCGGAGCCCGCUGAUGGAUGGCAAUUUGGGCGCGAUUUCACUUGGAAGACACCUCUCGGCUACAACUCCGAACAUAUUGUGCCCCUACCCUGCCGGGCCAACACGGCACCAUAUGCGGACCACUAUUUCUGCCGCCGGGCGGUGUCACUGGUGCCAUACCCAACGUCUUGCCCCUUACCGAAAGUGGAUAUGAGCAAAGACCAGCAAGCGCGCCUGCUGAACAUCUAUCUCCGCCCAUGGACUUUGGCCGGUGACGACGCCACGUUGCAUGUGCCACAUAUUCAGGCCUUGGACACCCCCAUCACUGAUCGCCAAAAGAAGCCUUCCCAUCGGUGUGUCGGAAAAACUUCGGUGGGGUGCCGCAGUCACCACACGGCAUGGAAAGAUUACAUUCGCCACCACAUCGUGUCUGCAAAUGCCGCCCGCACCAUCGCAAAUUUCUUGGCUGCUGCAGAGUGUUCGCCGGACGACGUCGAGGAAGCAACCGUCGACGAAGCCAGGAAGCCGGACAGGGAAGUUGACACAAGCUGGGUUGACAUGACGACCGUGCAACGCCUGACUGCCGGAGAAGGGUUCCAAUACUCCAAACGGUCGGCCCAGACCGUCCAGAGUCUUGUGCACGACUGGACAACAACGCCGACAAGCACGAGCAACCAAGGGCCGCGGCAGUUCUCGACCGGCCUGCCAGACCCCGGCCCAGCACCAGCAACCGGGGCAGCUGGCACAGAUCCCUUCGCCCAACAAACGCAACCGCCACGCCCGGUGGCCACGAACUACGGAACCUUCAGGUUGGACGCAGCCCGGACGUGGUUGCAAGCUUUGAACCGGCCCGGGAUGACGCCAGCCCCCAACCCACAACAAAAGCAAGUUCUGACAGCCGUGGUGGAAAGGUGCCACGCCGAAGCGGUCGAGGAAAGGGCCGACAAGCAGAAUCGAUCAGAACCAUUUCGAGCAAUCUUGCAUGGGGUGCCGGGCGCAGGGAAAUCCCAAACCUUGCACUGGCUUCGCACGUUUUUCGAAACGGUGUGUGAUUGGCAGCACUUGCACGAAUUUGCCUUCGUAGCCCCGCAGAACACGCAAGCGGCCCUCAUAGAUGGAAUCACCAUUCACUCCUUCGCGGAUAUCCGCGUGCAAGGCAAGAAGCAGAAAAAGGAGACGGCUUUUGGACCAGACCACUUCGUCAAGUACCAACAUCUACGCUGGCUUAUCAUCGACGAAUGCAGCACAUCAGCCCUGGAAGUACUGGCCGUGUUAGAAAAACGCCUGCAAGAAGCGGUCCGUGCCAGGCAUUCGUGGAAAUGCCGCACCACCGGCACGCCCCGGCCCUUUGCCGGCAUCAACAUUCUGCUGGCCGGCGAUUGCUGGCAAUUCCCUGCCGUGAAAGCCACGUCCAUCUUCCAUAACCCCUUCAAGCACGGACAAAGUGUUCAAGUAGCGAACCUCCAGAAAGUCAUGUGGACGCAUGACCGAGGUAAUAUUCAACACCUGUUCGAACUCACCCAAGAGCAUCGUUGUGUCGAUCCUUGGUUAAGUGCAAUUCUCCAUGCCGCCCGACAUGGAGCUGUAACUCAAGAGCACUGGGCGUUUCUGCACGGCUUCCCGACCUUGCACGCUGGCUCGUGGAACCCCCACACAAACAAGUGCUCUUGCAAAAAGCCGGCCUGCGAUGCCUUGGCCAAGCAGUGGACCAAGGAAGUGAUGGAUCCGAAAAAUACAAGAACCUGGCAGGAUCGGCGCCAAGCAGAAUGCGAUGUCUGCGCGGCCGAACGCCGGCGGCGCUGCAUCGUUGCCGGAGCAUCCGACUUUGGGCCCAAUCCAAAAGACAGGAAAUUUUUGCAGGCACCAUUUGUGCAUGGACUGAAUGCUGCCAAGUACGUCGCCGCACUGCUGCGGGCCCGGUGGGUGGCGGCCGAGCAACAGCAUCUCUUGCUCUGGGUCGUGGCGCAGGACACGCCGCUCUUCCACACCGACCCUGACACGGAGGCCCAAGAGCUGCAGCACCGAAAAGAACAAUGGCUUCAGCGACAUGACCAGGCGACAGCAGGGAUAAUGGGCCUCUUGCCACUCUUGCCGGGCAUGCCCGUGCGCAUCACCCAGACCUUGCCCGAACUCAAACCCUGGGGCUUGUUCAAGAACACCCGCGGACAGUUGUUUGGGUGGAGCCUGGCCGAGGAAGACAUUGCGGCCAUCCCAACUUGCCGGCAGCCGGAGCUUGUGCUCCAAAAAAUGCCGGCAUGCCUCUUUGUCGCCAUCCCCGGUGCAACCUGGCAACACCGCCCAGGUCUUCCACCGGGGGUCGCUUGCAUUCGCCCGGUGGUGCAACAUUGGAAACUCGAAGCCCACGGCACCGCCACGGUCGCCAGACGAGGUUUUCCGCUGGCCUGCGAUUAUGCUGGCACGGCGCAUUCGUUUAUGGGGGCCACAUUAGCUGCCUGCAGUUUGGACUUAGGAUUUUGGGACACGGCGGCGAACCGGGACGCACAGCUCAGUGCCUACAUGUGCCUGUCCCGCGUAAAAAAAGCAGAAGACCUCUGCAUAGCCCGUCCCUUUUCCCCUAAUCUUCUAAGCCAAGGUGAACUAAUAGGCCCCGAUACGUUCCUCGCAGUGCAUCGGCAGACGCUGACCCUGGCGGACGCCAAAAGCAAGUUCGAGCAGGAGCAGGUGCAACGGAAGCGCAAUCCCGAGACCCUUUUCUUUUGUCGCGGAUGCACCCCGAAAGCCAAAGGCGAGCACGGCCUCCUGCCAUUGCGUGACUUCACCAGGAACAAUUUGUGGCAGCCGGAUGCUUGGUUGGAGAUCGUGUGUCUCGGCAUGGAACGCUUGUGCAGCCAGUGCCGCCACCCAUUCCAGCAAGUGUGUGCAAGUAACAAUGCCUGUCGGAAGCAAGAUUGGCCUGCGCCCGCUGUGACGUCGGUCGAAAACUCAAACCCAAGACCUUGGCGGAUUUCAGCCCCGCAGAAAUUCUGCGCCGCAAAAAAAAAUAGAGACCUACGAAGAGCAUGCUGCAUGAAGUGCGAGCGGCACCAAGCUAACAAGUCUAAAGCCAAAGCCGGGCAGUGCCGCACGUGUCAGAACAUCGUCAGCGUAUCCCACUUGCGCCAGUAUGACUCCAAAGCCAACGACGGCAUUUGUCGCACAUGUUGGCGGAAGGCAACCGACUUGGAGGCAGCGACCGCCAAAGUCUGCCCACAGUGUAGCACACCUUUGAAACCAGCGGCAACGCCAGGCUCGUGGUGUCAGAGCUGCGCCUAUCCACCGUGUGCAGUUUGCCAAAAAGUGAAGCGGCCUACUGGAGGUUGUCAGCAAGUGGCCAGGCCCGGCGGAGACCACGCGUACCAUGCCAAACAUCGCCCCUUUUGGCGAUGCACACAGUGUGCCCUAGAAAGCUGUCCGAGGUGCCAAGCCAAUCCCUUGGGUCAAGACGCGGGCGGCGGACCAGACGCCGCGUGUCCACAGUGUGCAGAACGUGGUCCCAAGUGCGCAGUAUGCAAACAGCCAAUGCUCGGCCGCCCGCAUUCACACGGCUGGUGCCACGGGUGUGCCUUUCCGCCAUGUGCAGCUGGCUGUGGUACACCGCGCCCGAGCAGAAACAGGGGAGACCAGGACAAAUAUCAUGCCAAACUCAUGCCGCAGUGGACGUGCCAGACGUGCCAGCUAUCAGAGAGUGGAGCGGCCAAACGCCGUAUGAUCCAACUGGCCGAGCAAGCAGACCCCUUGCCACCGUUGCCACCGCCGACGGCACCGCCUGAGGACAGCGCCCGUCCGGCAGGUUCAAGUGGCCAACCAAAACGAAGAAAAACGCAAAGCAGGCCCAGCAGCACGACGCCUUGCUCAACGCCGGCGACGGUCGCACCUGAGCUUCACCCAACAGACCCGACCGCCGCGCCAGAACCACCCGAUGCUAGUCCAGUUUCUCGUCCAACAGUUGUAGCUCAUCAACCGCAGAAAAGAAGACGAGGAGUAUCCCGUGCCAACGUGGGAAGCACCUUGCCGGCAGACGUCCCAGAGACCAUGCCGCCCGACACCUGA